AUGAACACUUUCCGCUGCAUGAGACCAGUGGCAGGUCGAGUGGCCUUCCAAAGGGCUACUCUUCCUCGCGUUGCUCGAGCUUACAGCUCGGGGACUUAUGAGUAUAUCCAGGUUUCUCAACCCAAGCCCGGUGUCGGACAAGUUACCUUGAACCGUCCCAAGGCCCUCAACGCUCUGUGCACGCCUCUCAUCAAAGAGCUUAACCAGGCUCUUCUUGAAUUUAAUGUGGCUGACGAUACGUCAGUCAUUAUUUUAACCGGCUCCCAAAAGGCGUUUGCAGCUGGUGCUGAUAUCAAGGAGAUGGCCCCUCUUACCUUCGCCGAAGCUUACACCAAGUCCUUCAUCGAGUCCUGGUCAGACCUCACCACUCAGGUGAAAAAGCCCAUCAUCGCUGCAGUCUCAGGGCAUGCACUUGGUGGAGGCUGCGAGCUCGCCAUGAUGUGUGAUCUCAUCUAUUGUACUGAGAAUGCGAACUUCGGCCAACCCGAGAUCAAACUCGGGACUGUUCCUGGAGCUGGUGGCAGCCAGCGCCUUACUCGUGCCAUCGGCAAGUCAAAGGCAAUGGAACUCAUUCUGACCGGAAAGUCACUUUCUGGUGUCGAUGCCGAGAAAUGGGGCCUAGCUGCCAGGGUCUUUCCCACGCAUGAGGCUCUGAUGGAGGAGACGCUCAAGACAGCCGAGACAAUUGCUGGCUACUCCAAGGUGGCUGUCCAAGCCGCUAAAGAGGUUGUCAACAAGAGUCAAGAUCUGGCCCUACGUGACGGUGUGGAGUAUGAGAGACGGGUCUUCCACAGCUUGUUUGGUAGCCAAGAUCAGAAGAUUGGCAUGAAGGCAUUCGCAGAAAAGAAGAAGGCUGAGUGGAGCCACUCGUAA
Molecule: messenger RNA, 873 nt
Organism: Fusarium proliferatum ET1
Lineage: Eukaryota; Fungi; Ascomycota; Sordariomycetes; Hypocreales; Nectriaceae
Exons: 2
Coding region: 1-873 (290 amino acids)
Biological process (GO): fatty acid beta-oxidation
Cellular component (GO): mitochondrion
Molecular function (GO): enoyl-CoA hydratase activity
Source: RefSeq, a predicted model, not a curated record